AUGUAUCAAAAUACACGGGAUUCAUUGUAUACCAUUCCUGGAGUUAAAUGUGCUUGUCAAGCUGGAGAACAAGGUGUUAAAAAAGCAGUAGAAAUUGCUUAUGGAGCAACUCAAUACGGAACUCAAAAACUUAAAGAUGUUAAAGAUUCAUUAAAUUUACCAUCAUUAAAUUCUGAAGAUUCUAAAACCGCAUUUGCUGUACAGUAUACGCUUGCCACCGGGCGAUUGCUUUCUAUGUUGUUUUCCUGGUUGUGGAUAUUAAAACCUCACAUACCUGAAAAAAAAUCCCAACAAUCAGUUGCGGACAAUUCAAUCAUUGAUAAAAAAGAAUCCGAAGAAAAUUCAAAGGCUAAUUCUUUUGGUAUAAAAAAAAAGGCUCACGCGGGUAAGAUAAUAGUAGUGUUGUUGUUAUUAUCAUUAGCCUAG
This is a messenger RNA of Pediculus humanus corporis (human body louse), 426 nucleotides long. RefSeq lists its product as uncharacterized. The transcript has 2 exons. Bases 1 to 426 code for a protein of 141 amino acids. Lineage: Eukaryota; Metazoa; Arthropoda; Insecta; Psocodea; Pediculidae. The record is from RefSeq and is a predicted model, not a curated record.